Messenger RNA from Gracilinanus agilis (Agile Gracile Mouse Opossum), 2456 nucleotides. It is a transcript of the gene SOX18, whose product is annotated as SRY-box transcription factor 18. Gene Ontology annotation, biological process: angiogenesis; lymphangiogenesis; positive regulation of transcription by RNA polymerase II. The transcript is spliced from 2 exons. Lineage: Eukaryota; Metazoa; Chordata; Mammalia; Didelphimorphia; Didelphidae. The record is from RefSeq and is a predicted model, not a curated record. Gene Ontology annotation, molecular function: DNA-binding transcription factor activity, RNA polymerase II-specific; RNA polymerase II cis-regulatory region sequence-specific DNA binding. The coding region runs from base 113 to 1474 and encodes 453 amino acids.
CGCCCCCUCGGAUCCCUGCCGGCCGUAUCCUUCAAUCUCUCCACCCGCUGCGGUCCGUGGCCUCGAGUUCUCCCCGCGGCUCAGUUCUGCCUCCAGGUCCCGUCCAGCUGGAAUGCAUAGAUCGCCACCCGUCUACGGGGCAGAGGACGUUCCGCAGGCCCGACGCGACUGUUCAUGGGCCCCGGGGCCCGAGCCCGCAGCUGAGCCCCCCGGGCGCGCAGCCGCAGCCGCCGCCGCCGCCGCAGCAGCAGCAGCAGCCUUCCGCGGCUCGAGUCCAGCGCUGACCGCAGCAGCAGCAGCGCCAGCCCGGUCGCCCAGUCCAGCCCCUGGCCCGGGCUUCGCCUUCCGCCAGGGAGCUCCGGGGGCACCCGCUUCCCCGACAAGCCCCGAACCCAGUCCCGAGCCCCGCUAUGGCUACAGCCCACCACCCGGCCGUGCUGAGAGCAAACAGGGCGACGAUUCUCGCAUCCGCCGGCCCAUGAAUGCCUUCAUGGUCUGGGCCAAAGACGAGCGCAAACGAUUGGCGCAACAGAACCCCGACCUGCACAACGCAGUCCUCAGCAAGAUGCUGGGCCAGGCAUGGAAAGCCCUAACCACGGCCGAGAAGCGUCCCUUCGUGGAGGAGGCGGAGCGGCUGCGUAUCCAGCACCUGCAGGAUCACCCCAACUACAAAUACCGCCCCCGGAGGAAGAAGCAAGCCAAGAAGACUCGGCGGCUGGAGCCAAGUCUCCUGCUGCACGGCCUCUCGCAGCCGCCUAACGGCUCCAGCUGCGGCGCUGGCACUGGCGCUGAGGGAUUUGCCGCAACACACUCAGGGGUGCCGGGCCACCAGCAGCCGCCCCCCCUCAAUCACUUCAGAGAACUGCACCCGCUGGGCGCGGAGCUGGACAACUUCGGGCUGCCCACGCCCGAGAUGUCCCCGCUAGACGUGCUAGAGCCCAGCGAGCCAGCCUUCUUCCCGCCGCAUAUGCAGGACGACUGCGGUCUCCUAGGCUUCCGCUCGCCCUAUCCGCCACAGCUGGACUACGCCCCUGAAAAGGCGCUGGCUCGGGACCUGGGGGGCCCCUAUGGGCAACCCCCGGCUCCAGCACACCUGGCAGAGGCCCUAAGGACCGCCCCCCCGCCCCCGCCAGGCCUCUAUUAUAGCCAGUUAUGCGGCCCCUCGGGCCCUGCCGGUCCCCGGGCCAGCGGCCUGUCCCCACAUUUGGGCCAGCUCUCUCCCCCACCUGAGGUACACCACUUGGAUGGCGUGGAACAGCUGAGUUCUGCUGAGCUGUGGACCGACGUGGACCGCAAUGAGUUUGACCAGUAUCUAAACACGAGCCGGACUCGGCCAGAAGUGCCCGGGCUCGCGUACCACGUGUCUCUGGCUAAGCUAACCCCUAGGACCCUGUCCUGCGAGGAGAGCAGUUUGAUAUCUGCGCUGUCUGACGCCAGUAGUGCCGUCUACUACAGCCCCUGCAUUAGUGGUUAACACCAGGUGGGCAGCUGCCUGGGGCCUCUGAUGUCCUGAAGCCUCUCCUGAGCCUGCCUCUUGGAGGCAGCACCCCAGUAUAGCCAGGAGCCAUCAAUACUAUUUAGAGUAACUCAUUAAAACACAUAGCGCUUCUUCUUUCUUUCUUUUUUUUGUAUGUUCUACAGUAACGUUAUACUGCAUACCUAUAUAGUACCAAUGUAUGUCUUCUUUCCAAAGCCAGCGAUAUAAACAACCCUGUACACAUAAAUAUUCACACUGUGUAACAGGCACCAACCUUGUAAAAAGCUAUUACCCAGCCCCAGUGUUUCAAUUCUCUCUCCCAGCAUCACCUAGAGAAGGGGGAACAAGCCAGCCAGGGAUGCCUGACAGCUGUCAUUCACUUAAUAAUUGGCCUGGACAAAUGGGCAAGUAGCUCUUUGCAAGGCCUGUGGUUUUGGAAAAUAUUGGGUCGCUUUGUUUACAGAAGUUGUUUGAUGCCUCACUUCAGGGUCACAAUUUUCUACCACAUUUCUGAAACAUUGUCUACUCCACCAGCAAUAUGUUUUCAUUGACUAUAAGACUUUUUUACUAAACUUUUUUUAUAUAUAUAAUAUGGUAUUUAAUUUUUUAUUAUCAAACUUUUUUUUUUACUGUUUUUCUUUCUGGGGGUGUUCCCCUAGAUCAGAAGCAUUGAUGUAGCAAGGUCGUUUUAUAUUAAGGGGAAAAAGUUGUUUUAAAAAAAUAAACCAAGGAAAAGGAACCUAGCGCAAAAACCUGAUAGCACACAGGGAGUGGAAUAACCUUAGGCUGGCCAGCUGGGCAGGUUAUAGUCCAGUUUCCCUAGAGCAUUAGUAUAGCCUCAGAAGCAAUUUCUCUAUAACAUCUGGAGGAUCCUGCUCCCUUAUUCUCAACAGCCUUCACUGGGGGGCCUGAGCUCCUAAAUAAUUAGGGUCAAGGUCAUGAGAGUGUCCCUGAAUAAACCACCUCAGCCUUUUCUAUA